Hevea brasiliensis (rubber tree) is the source of this 2118-nucleotide messenger RNA. Its product is annotated as putative nuclear RNA export factor SDE5. The record is from RefSeq and is a predicted model, not a curated record. Lineage: Eukaryota; Viridiplantae; Streptophyta; Magnoliopsida; Malpighiales; Euphorbiaceae. The coding region runs from base 323 to 1927 and encodes 534 amino acids. The transcript is spliced from 12 exons.
ACUUUGACGCAAGUGUCCGUGAUUGAAAUUUCUCCUAAAGUUUAUGCCUUCUUUUUUUCUUCUAUUUUAUUAUCUUUCCUUUCUUUUCAUUUCUUCUGAGCCAAGCAAUUAGGGAUAGUCUCAGUGUCAUAAAACUUUCGCCCCCAUUUUAUUAGGAUUCAGAUCUAAUCAGCGAGACUUCAUAGCGGGUUGUAUAUCAUUUUGAUGUUUUUAGUGUAGAUUUCAAAUCUUUAUGGGAAUCUUGGUGCUUACAUUGUGGCAUUUUAUUCCACAGCAGAAGAAAGUGAAGGAAUGAUACGAGAAAUGAUGAACAUAUGUGAAAAUGCAUGCAAUCUCCAGCACUGCUCAAAGUGAUGUGAACAAGAAAGACUUGGAAGAGCUGCUUGAAGUUUUUGGUUCUGCGUUUUCUCUUGAUGAUAUUGCAUCUGCUUAUUGCCAGGGAAGGCGAGACACAAAUUUGGCUGCAGAAAUUCUGUGUGGAAUGCAUGGAACUACCUCUACCACAGUUACUGCUGAGAAGUUAGCAGAUGAAAAUGCCACACCAUUGAUAUUUCCUUUUGUAUCGGAAAGAACAAGAACACUAUCAAAGCUAUCAUCAGAAUGGCCAUCUGAUAAUCAUCUUGAGAAGACUUCUGCUGGACAAAAUAGGACCAAAGAACUAAGGUCAAAAAAAUGUUCUAUAUCAAUGGGUACUGUUUCAAGUGUAAUUGGCAAAGAGUAUGCUAAACCUAGGCCAUUGACAUAUGAGUCUACUGAAGCAAGGAAACCACUGAAGUUAGACUCUAAGGACUUUCCAGUCUCUGAGAUUUGGAGUGAGAAAAAUCCAUCUAGUGUGACAACAAGGAACAAAAUUUCACAAGUUGAUAUUGAGGAAUUUCUUUUUAAGAUGCUUGGAGAAGGCUUUCAACUUGACAUGCCUGUGAUUAGAGAGGUUCUUGACCAUUGUGGGUAUGACAUGCAGAAGAGCAUUAACGAACUUCUUGAUUUAUCAGCUUCAACUCUAGAAAAUUGUGAAAAUGUUGGUGGCAUGGAUGAUGAAAAUUCUACAGAAAAAUUUUUAGAGCAGGAAUCUGUUCCACUUCAUCAACAAGUGCAACAGCUAGAUUCUGCUCAAAGUGACGUAGAUGGAUUGAUGGUUGGAAAUUUAACAGGUUCACCAAAAAAAGAAAAAGAUAGAAUUGGUCUUCAGAAGGAAGUUCUACAAGCAUUGUUUGAUUUUUCAGAUAGAUCUGAAGAAGCACCCAAAAUAACAUGCCAAGUGAGGGUAGUGAAGAGAUCAAAAGCAUUUGGUAAACUAGUGGUUGAAUGUCCUAAGGAUGCUACUAGAGAACACAAGCCUUCUACUGCAGAACCACAAGUAGUUACUGGAAAAGAUGAGGAGGAUGAUAACAGCUAUGAGGUCCUACGUAUAGCUGUCAAGGAACAUCGGAAUACAAUGAAAGAGUACUAUAAAGCUGCUAUUGAUGCAUUUGUCAAGGGUGAUCAUGCAAGGGCACAUAAACUCCUAGAGCAGGGACAAUUUUUUAACAAAAAGGCUAGAGAAGCAGAUGAUAAAUCUUGUCAAAAGCUCAUUGAAACCAGAGAUGAUGAGGUAGUCUCUGUUAAGUUGCACGAUCUUGAACCCAAGGAAUCUUUAGAUCUUAUGAGGCGCCAUUUAACCUCUCUUUGUGGCAUCCCAUCUAUCAAGUACCUAAGAGUCAUAAUGGAGAGCAAUGGAGAAGAUACCACAAAAGGGAAACGGAAGAAGCUGAUAAUGAAGCAACUGGAGAAGGAAUCCAUCGAAUGGAAUGAAGAAGAGAAUGGUAAGACAAUACUAAUCAAAGUUGAUGUGAUUGAUCCAAAACGCUUGAGUUUUGCAAAGAAGUAUGGGGUGGGGAAUGACAAUAAAAGAGGGCCGACACCUGCCAAUGUGGGAUAUCAUUUCUAGCUGCUAACUUGGCCAGAAGCCAGAAGGUGGUUCUCUUCCAAAAACUUCAAAGAGAUUCAUGUUUUCUGUCUUAAAAUAUCACUUUUAAAGAUUUAAAGAUCCUAAAAUGGGCUGAACUAGAAUUCAUUGUUUAGGAAUUCUGGUUAUUGUGUUUAAUAUUAAAAUGAUAAUGCAUGGUAUUUCUUUUUCUA